CGUUGCCAUGGAGAUCCAGCGGCCAAAGCCCGCCCGUGGCAGCUCCCUGGGCCUGGUGGCCUCUUGCGGGAUUUGCGUAGGCGAUGUUGAGCAACACAGAGAUUUCGCGGAAGAGCGGCCUGGGCCGCUGCAGACCCUUCUUUUGGCUGGGCGUCGCCUUCGACGCGGUGGGUGUGGCAGUGCUGUUCACUGGCGUCUUCGCUGACUUGCUGUUCUACGACAUGCUGCUCUAUCUGGGUUCCAUCAUCAUUUUCGUCAGCCUCCUGUGGUGGAUCUUCUGGUACACCGGCAACAUCGAGGCUCUCCCGGACUUCGCGAGGAUGACUUUGCCUCGCGCCGGCGAGAUGGGGAUGCACCGCAGCGGCAGCCGUCGCUUCUCGUUGACCCUCAGGAGCGUCUCUAACACCUUCCAGCGCAUCCGCCGGCGCCGCCGCCGGCGGCGGCUCCUCCCGAGGGUCCUCCAGAGGAUCAGUAUCCCCAGCUCUUCCGAAAUAAGCCAGAUGGAAGGGGACAGCGAUGCCGGGACCAAAGGUGGCAGAACUUCGCUCCAUCUGGUGAAGCCUGUGUCUGUUCUGAACCAGCUACAGAUUUGCUCAAUGCAGACCUCUAAGAGCAUGCCUCUGGUCCCUUUGCAUUCUCCUCUCUCCAUUUGUACUUCUAGGAGUCAGCCUCUCUUUUCGGCGACUUCUCAGUGCUACCCUCUGGCGUUGGGCACUUCUGGCAGCAACUACCAGAUGGCUUUGUCCUCUGACAGCCCUGUGCCUCUGAACCAUGACCCUCAGGUGCACGCUAAAACCAGAGUGGCCACUCGGGUCUGCCCUCUGGAACCCGAAGAUAGUCAGAGCCACCUCCUGGUGCCUGUGCCCUCUGAAAGUUUCCCUGUGGUCCCCAUGACUUCUCAGAGCCAAAUGCAGGGUUCUGAGUCCUUUGAAAGCUAUAUGCCUGUGGACCCGGACCCCCAGAGGCACUCUAAGAUCAGUGUGGCCUCUCGGGUCUACCCUCUGGAUCGAGUAGACAGUCAGAGCCAACUCCUGGUGCCUGUGCCCUCUGAGGAUUUCCCUGUGGCACCGGUGACUUCUCAGAGCCAAAUGCAGGGCUCUGUGUCCUGUGACAGCCAUGUGCCUGUGGGCCCGGACCGCCAGAGGCGCUCUAAGAUCAGUGUGGCCUCUCGGGUCUACCCUCUAAAACGAGUAGACAGUCAGAGCCAACUCCUGGGGCCUGUGCCCUCUGAGGAUUUCUCUGUGGCACCGGUGAUUUCUCAGAGCCAAAUGCAGGGCUCUGUGUCCUGUGACAGCCAUGUGCCUGUGGGCCCGGACCCCCAGGGGCGCUCUAAGAUCAGUGUGGCCUCUCGGGUCUACCCUCUGGAACGAGUAGACAGCCAGAGCCAACUCCUGGUGCCUGUGCCCUCUGAGGAUUUCCCUGUGGCACCGGUGACUUCUCAGAGCCCAAUGCAGGGCUCUGUGUCCUCUGACAGCCAUGUGCCUGUGCACACAGACCCCCAGGGGCGCUCUAAGAUCAGUGUGGCCUCUCGGGUCUACCCUCUGGAACGAGUAGACAGCCAGAGCCAACUCCUGGUGCCUGUGCCCUCUGAGGAUUUCCCUGUGGCACCGGUGACUUCUCAGAGCCAAAUGGAGGGCUCUCUAGCUCAAGAGAGCCAGCUCCAGAAUCCUCCUGCCUCUCAAACACAACCUGAGUCUGAUAAAGCUUCAGAGAGCCAUACUUUGGCCAUGGAGGUUCCUGUGGUGCCACCUGGGUCUGCCGAGACCCAGGACUCCCAGGCCUCUUUAGCCCAGACUUCUCAAAGUCGCUCUUCAGGUCUCCACGAGGUUCCUAAAAUCUCGAGUGAGGAUGCUCUUGAGAGUCUCCCAGCUAGAACCUAGCUCAGGAGCAGCCUGACCCUUUCAUUGCCUAUGUCUGAGGCCACACAUCCAGACAGGCAGUGUGACCCUACUGGCAACCUUCCAGGGGAGUGAGGAAAAGUCACCCUUUCUAGUAGGAAUCACAUCACAACCAUUUAAAUGCCUUCUAAGGCCUUUGUUAAGAAAGUGCCUUGGAGGAAAAAUUACCAACAUUACCCUUUUAUUGUCAGUGUUCUAGUGGCUUUCUCAACUCCUGUAGGGGAACAAAGUGGCCUUGGCCUUCAGGGAUUAGCCACUUUGGGAGUUGGUAGGCUUUAGAAACUAGUUUUCUGAGCCCACAAAGCCUAAGGCUUUGACUACUUAUCAGACAAGGAAAUCUGUUCUUUUGUUUAAAGUUAGAGGAGGAGCCAGAGGAGUAGUUUUCCUUUGGAAGGCUCUUAACUGGAGUGAGGUGGAAGAUUUGGAUUCUGCAAGAUUUCUCCUGGAAGAAGACAACUUCAGUUUUUACAGCGACAUGGCAUUGAAUGACAUUAAAUCUUAAGUGGGGAGUUAUUCCUUUUCAAUACAUUUGAUUUGGUCAAAGAGGCUAUAUUUUGUUUGGAGAGAGUGCUCACCAAUACCCCUCUAAAGCUACAGUAGGCAAAAACUAUACCCAGCUGGGAUUUAAUAAUCUUCAUAAUUAUACACAUUUCAGUCAGUGACUUCUACUUAAUGCCAAGUGAUAGUAAUUUCCUGCUUCUAACAGUGAUAGUUGCUAUUUAAAUACAUUAUCUAAAUAAAACAUUUUACAAAAUGCAAAGUUAA
Molecule: messenger RNA, 2663 nt
Organism: Cricetulus griseus (Chinese hamster)
Lineage: Eukaryota; Metazoa; Chordata; Mammalia; Rodentia; Cricetidae
Source: RefSeq, a predicted model, not a curated record